Messenger RNA from Vigna radiata var. radiata (mung bean), 1972 nucleotides. RefSeq lists its product as uncharacterized. NCBI's taxonomy places the organism in Eukaryota, Viridiplantae, Streptophyta, Magnoliopsida, Fabales, Fabaceae. Bases 488 to 1480 code for a protein of 330 amino acids. The transcript is spliced from 2 exons. The record is from RefSeq and is a predicted model, not a curated record.
GAUUGAUGAUUUGAAGAAGCUGUGGACCGGUAUAUGGACGUAUGAUGUAUCAAGGAAGCAAAAUUUUCUUAUGAGGGCAGCUUUGAUGUGGACUAUUAAUGACUUUCCAGCGUAUGGCAUGUUAUCUGGUUGGAGCACGCAUGGUCGAUUAGCUUGUCCGCAUUGCAUNGAACACACAAAGUCAUUCUUAUUGACGCAUGGUCGGAAAAGUUGUUGGUUUGAUUGCCAUAGAAGGUUCUUGCCCCUUGAUCACAUGUUUAGGAGGAACAAAAAGGCUUUUCGCAAAGGGCAACGUGAAAAAGAUAUGCCACCUCCUAGGCUUAAUCCAUCUCAAGUUUGGAGAAGAGUUAAACAUUUUCCAAANGUCAAUGAAAGUGGUAUCAAUAGGAUUGAAGGGUUCGGGGAGUGGCAUAACUGGACCAAGANAAGCAUUUUUUGGGAUCUUCCGUAUUGAAAGAAUAACUUGCUGAGACAUAACCUGGAUGUCAUGCAUAUAGAAAAGAAUUUCUUUGACAACAUCUUUAACACAGUCAUGAAUGUUAGUGCCAAGACGAAAGAUAAUGAAAAGGCAAGGAAAGAUAUAUCUUUGUAUUGUGCACGAAGNGACUUAGAGUUGAAGCCCAAAGAUAAUGGCAGGUUCCUAAAGCCAAAGGCAAAUUACACCCUAUCAAAAGACGAGGCCAAAAUAGUUUUUCGAUGGAUAAAGGAGCUUAGAAUGCCAGAUGGNUAUUCUUCAAACUUGGCCCGAUGUGCUAAUGUUGAUAAGGGCAAUAUUCAAGGGUUGAAGAGUCAUGAUUGCCAUGUCUUUAUGGAAACUCUAAUCCCUGUUGCAUUUAGCUGUUUGCCCAUGCACGUGUUAAAUCCACUUAUAGAAAUNAGUCAUUUCUUCAAGGAUUUGUGCGCUACGACUCUCAAGGCAGAUUCCUUGAGAAAGUUGGAGGAAAAUAUUCCAUUUAUUCUUUGCAAAUUGGAAAGAAUAUUCCCUCCUGCAUUCUUUGAUUCCAUGGAACAUCUUCCAAUUCAUCUUGCACAUGAAGCAUGGCUUGGUGGUCCAGUGCAAUAUAGGUGGAUGUAUCCAUUUGAAAGGUUCAUGGGAGAGUCUAAACGUUCAGUCAAAAACAAAGCCAGAGUGGAAGGAUCAAUUUGUUCGGCUUACUUGCAUCNUGAGACAACGUACUUUUGUUCUCAUUAUUUCAACAACUUCAUGUUGAAACCGAUCAAUGUUAGGAAUGCAACACAAUCUGCCACAUCUCAUUCAACUUUGUUAGUGUUUCGACAAGUGGGCCGUCACGCGGGCAAAGAGUUCACUCAUUGGUUAAGUGAUGCUGAAUUCAACUCUGCCCACGUCCAUGUCUUAAUUAAUUGCCNUGAAGUUAAGGUGUACCUUGACUCAUUUCUUGUGGCUAUGCAAGUUCCAGAAGGGAGUUCUUCCGCUAUAAUACACUCACAGUUCCCUCAGUGGUUUAGAGAUCAAGUAUGAUUAACCUUUUCAAUAUUUUAAAAACAAUUGAUGUUAACACUUGUAGCUUAAUUUUUCUUCACCACUUCUUUGUAGGUUCAUAGCCAGCCAUUAAGUCCCUUAAUUCAAGAUCUACGGGAAUUGUCAAAUUGGCCCAUGAGAUGUGUCAAAGAAUGGCACACGUAUUUUGUAAAUGGGUACAAGUUCCACACCGAUGCAUGGUCGAAAGGAAAAAAGACAACUAAUUGUGGGGUGUUCGUUAAGGGCCUUACUGAGGGUGGUUAUGAUGACUUCUAUGGUAUUAUUGAAAAAAUUUAUAAGCUGGAGUAUAAUACUUCAAGUACUCCAAAGAGGGUAGUUCUUUUUUAUUGUCAAUGGUUUGAUCCAUCUAUGAAUGGAACAAGAGUGGAUCCUAGGUAUAAUAUUGUAGAAAUUCAAAUGACUUCAAGAUACCGACCAUUUGAUCCAUUCAUUCUAGCUCUUAAUGUUAGACAAGUUUAUUAUGUCCCAUAU